AUGUCAUUCGCAUUGAAUCAAUUUGAAGAACUCGUCAAAAACAAUGUUCUCAGUGAAUUUGUUGCCAUCACUAAGGAAACAUUCCUUGUUUUGGGGGUUCUAAGUGGAAAACUUCCAAAUUUUUAUUCACAUAAUCAAACAUCUGAAGUUGCUGCUGAAGACAUGGAGACUUGGUGCUGGGUCCAUGUUGGUCCAAUGGUCGAUUUAGCUAUAAAGUGGACAGCAUUGAGGAGUAAUCUAUACAUUUCUAAAAUAUUUGAGUGGAAGAACGGAAAUAAGGGAAAUUCUCUUAUCCAGUAUUCAACAAUGAGUUCCUUGUUAUGGGCGAUUUCAGCUGCCCUGCACAUGCUUUCUGGUGUGCUAGAUAGAGUGAUCCCAGAGGAUGCAAUCAGCCUGCCUGGCGGCCAUUUGCCAUGGCUACCAGAGUUUGUCCCUAAGAUUGGACUUGAAAUUAUUAAGAAUGGUUUUCUGAGCUUUUCAAUGACAAAUGCUACAGAAUAUGGAUUUGAUCCCGUGCAAGGUAGCUCUUUCGUUGAGUAUUUGUGUCAUUUGAGACAUCAAGGUGAACAUGAAACUUCAGUGGCUUCUGUUUGUUGCCUUCAUGGUUUAGUUAAGGUUGUUGUUUCUGUUGAUAAGUUGAUCCAACUGGCUAAGUCUGAGAUUCUAACUCCAUCAUCUCAAGACCUCAUUAUGUCAAGAGAAGGUUUGAUUCUUUCUGGUGGGAUAGUUAAGUCGUCAAUUCUUGAAUUCAGAAGUGUAAUAACUAUUUUCAUGAAGUUAAUUUCUUCUGAGUGGCAAUUGAUGCAGUCAAUUGAGAUAUUUGGCAGAGGCGGCCCAGCUCCAGGGGUUGGACUGGGUUGGGGUUCUGUUGGUGGAGGGUUUUGGUCUAAAAAUGUUUUGUUGGCACAAACAGAUGUAGGAUUGCUUAUUCCCUUGCUUGAAAUCUUCCAAAAUGUAUCUGCUACAGAUCUGCAUACAGGUGAAGAGAUGACCUUUACUACUCAAAGGAUAAAUUCUGCAUUUGGUGUAUGUUUAAUUGUGGGACCAAGCUUUGGAUUUAUAAUGGAUAAGGCAUUGGAUACCUUGCUCCAAGUCCCUGUUCUAAAGUAUUUUGAUUUCUGUAUUCACCAUUUUAUUAGCCUUAAUAAGGGAUUAAAACCAUUUGUGUGGAAGUACAAAGAAGAGGACUACCAGCUUUUCAGUAAGAUUUUGGCUUCUCAUUUCAGAAACAGGUGGUUGACAGUAAAGAAGAAGAAGCAGAAAGCAGUGGAUGGAAGUCGUGGUGUUGGGGAGAAAAUGUCUAAGAAGGGUGGUAAUCUGGAUACUAUUCAUGAGGACUUGGAUACAUCAAGUAUGACCAGUCAAGAUCUCUGCACUUCUUUGUCAGUAGAAUGGGCUCAUCAGAGACUGCCUCUUCCCAUGCAUUGGUUUCUCAGUCCAGUCUCAACUAUCAAUGGCAGCAAACAAGCUAAUCUUCCUAGCACUUCUAACAUAAUAAAUCCAGUGGAGGACCUCAUUGAUAUUAUUGAAGUUGCUAAAGGUGGACUUUUCUUUCUUUUAGGUAUUGAAGCAAUGUCUUCAUUUGUUUCCACUGAGAUCCAGUCACCAAUUUGGAGUGUACCAAUAACUUGGAAAUUGCAUUGUUUGUCUGUAAUCUUACUUGUUGGUAUGGGCGUGCUUGAAGAGGAGAAGAGUAGGGAUGUGUAUGAAACUUUGCAAGAGCUCUAUGGGAAGCUUCUUGAUGAAUCAUGGUCAAGUAAAAGCAAAGAAUUCUUGGCAGAAACUGGAGAAAAUUACAGUGUGGAAUUCCUGAGGUUUCAAUCGGAGAUACACGAGAGCUAUUCUAUGUUUAUGGAAACUCUUGUGGAGCAGUUUGCUGCUAUAUCUUAUGGUGAUGAGAUUUAUGGUCGACAAGUUGCAAUUUAUCUACACCGUUGUGUUGAAUCUUCUGUACGCCUUGCAGCCUGGAGUGCACUAUCUAAUGCUCGUGUUCUUGAACUUUUGCCUCCUUUGGAAAACUGUUUUGCCAAAGCUGAAGGGUACCUUGAACCUGUUGAGGAUAAUGAAAAGAUUUUGGAGGCUUAUGUGAAGUCAUGGGUAUCUGGUGCCCUUGACAGAGCUGCAACUCGAGGAACAGUGGCUUUUACUCUGGUUCUUCACCAUCUUACAUGUUUUAUGUUUGGCUAUUGCAAUGAUGAUAAGUUAACACUCCGAAAUAAGCUUGCCAAGUCUCUCCUGCGAGAUUACUCUCGUAAACAGCAACAUGAGGCUCCUGUUCAUGGGUCUUGCCAGUGUAAUUUGUGGCUUUAACCAUGGAGUUGUCAAAGCUACUCUUCACCACUGAUAAGUGUGAGAUUAUAUUCUCUCUCUCACACACACACAUAUCUAUACUAUUAUUAAAAGUGAACAAUUCACUUGGUAUCGAAACUUUGUUGGCUUCUCCUUAUGCCACGUGUCCUCAUUUUCUUAUUUGAAAUAAAAAAAUUUAGAUAGUUGACACUAGUAGGACUUGAACCUUAGACCUUAGGUUUAAUAAACAAGGCUCUUACCACUCGCAUGACAUACCAUAUAUUGUAAAAAUUGUGUUUUAUUUUACUUGUUUUAAUUGACAUGCAUUGAGUGUGUCAGCUACUAGUAUAUAUAUAUAUAUAUAUUAUUGUAUGAUCAGAUCAAAGGGGGAAACACAACUUCUGAUGAUUGAGGAACCAGUCAUAUGCAAGAUAGUUAAUGUGUGGCAUCAUGGACAUAACCAUCUUCUCAUUUUCUCCUUUGUUUGUAGAAAGCCCCAUUUUGUUGGUAUUUAUACUUGCCC
Camellia sinensis is the source of this 2812-nucleotide messenger RNA. The record is from RefSeq and is a predicted model, not a curated record. NCBI's taxonomy places the organism in Eukaryota, Viridiplantae, Streptophyta, Magnoliopsida, Ericales, Theaceae.